AUGGCUCUAGCACACAAAUCCAUUGAUAUUCUUGCUUCAGACUUGGACCUUGAUGAUGAUGACAAUGACCCUGACACAGCCAUGGUACCUGAGGAGUUGGACAAGCCAGUGCGGCUGCCCAGUCCUCCUGCAACUGUUGCAAAGGUCCAGAAGUGGAAACAUCAAGAGAAUGGUAUGCCGACUCCUGUAUUGGUGUCUAUUGCUAUCCAAACCCAGAGACCAAUGCUCAUCUCCCCCUCAAUCAUGAGCAGCUUGAUUGUUGAGCUGCUGCAAUGCUCAAGGGUGAAGAGUCAGCAAUCUUGA
Molecule: messenger RNA, 303 nt
Organism: Laccaria bicolor S238N-H82
Lineage: Eukaryota; Fungi; Basidiomycota; Agaricomycetes; Agaricales; Hydnangiaceae
Exons: 2
Coding region: 1-303 (100 amino acids)
Source: RefSeq, a predicted model, not a curated record